CUUACUUACGAAAAAUGGCGCUGACGAAUAACGUCCGGUCGAUAAAAAGAAAAACAGAAAAUUACAAUGCAUAUGACUAACUUAAUGUUUGUCAUGUACUGAAUCACAGAAAUUUCGACACAAGUUUAUUUUUGCUUCAAGUAUUUACAUUUUUCUACAUUUGGAGUGGACGGAAUUGUUUGAAAAACCCAGCAGAUUUUCUUACGAUGGCCGUCACACCAACAGGAAAAGGCACGUCCUACCAAUAUGAUUCUCAAGGUAGUUUUGACUGGAAUGAAUAUCUGAAAGAAAAUGAUUGUGUACCUGCUCCACAGUCUUGUUUCAAACAGUCUGUAGAUCCACCAGUCAAUGAGUUCAAACUGAACCAGAAGAUUGAGGCAGUGGACCCGCGUAAUCUGACCUCGAUAUGUGUGGCUACCGUGGUGGGUAUGAUUGGCCCUCGGAUACGACUGAGGCUGGACGGAAGUGACAAUACUAAUGAUUUUUGGAGGCUCGUAGAUUCCUCAGACCUUCAUCCCGUGGGAUAUUGUGAAAAGACAGGGAAACUUUUACAGCCACCCCUAGGUUUCUGUAAGAACCCAACACUGUGGCCCUCAUUUCUUCAGAAGACAUUACUAGGGGCAGAAAGAGCUCCAGAAAACUGUUUCAAAAAAGAGCCCUCCACACCCAAAACAAAUGAUUUCAAGGUAGGUAUGAAGCUAGAGGCAGUAGACAGGAAGAAUCCACAGUUAAUCUGCCCCGCCACAAUCGGGGCUGUCAAAGGAGAGGAGGUCCAUGUCACGUUUGAUGGCUGGAGGGGUGCUUUUGAUUACUGGACCAAGCGUGAUUCCCGGGAUCUGUUUCCUGUGGGAUGGUGUUCUACAAGUGGUCAUCCCCUUCAACCUCCAGGGCAGAAAGGUACACCCCAGGUGAAGAGUAAAUCCCGUGAACCCUCUGUGUCACAGUCCGCCCACUCCCCAGGGAAUCAGAGCAGCACGUCCAAAUCCUCCACCUCCUCUUCUGGUCCCACCAGUCCGAACCUCCCCCACGACAGAUCUGUGUCCCCCCUCCAGGCAGAGUUCCCUGUGGUCACUGUCACUGAGCCAGAUACGAGCUCCUCCACCACAGCAACAGAUAAAGUAACAAUUUAUGUGAAUCACAACUGUAGCUGUGGUAUCUUACUAAAUCCAAGGAAGAUAGAGCAGCUUCCGAAUCAGUAUGGACCAGGUCCCUAUCAGAAGGUUCUAAGGGAGGUAAUUCAGGCAUGUGUGGAUUGUGCAAAUCAUGAAAAACAGGUGUACAACUUUAUCCAGGACGGCAAUGGCAAAAUAGUCAUUACAGCAAACCAAGGCAAUAAGACACACACAAAGAGACUUCCUCCUAUAGACAAGGUGUCGGAUGUCUGGCGAUUUCUGGAAAAGUCCCUGGAGGAGCUCGGAUGUUGUGAGAAUCUCUUCGCCAGUCAGCCAUUACAUGGAUUCUGUGCUCAGUGUAACAAGGAGAAGAAGACAGGUAGUGAUUUUAAGAAACCUCUGGAGUCUGAAGAAUACGAAAACAGAACGUCCAUCAACAGAGCUCUAAAGAGGAGAUGGUCUACAGACUCAGUAGAAAAUCAGUCCCUGAAGGCUCAGCAGAAAAUCAGGAGGUUCUCAGCUUAUGACUCUGCUGAAGCAAGUUCUACUACGGACAGCCGGCCCCCUCGUAAGCUGUCCGCUGACCCCAAUGACUGGACAAUAGAUGAUGUUGUCCAGUAUAUCUCAGAAGUGGACUCAACUCUGGCCUCACACUCAGAAGUGUUCAGGAAACAUGAAAUUGAUGGAGGCGCUUUCAUGCUGUUAAACAGUGACAUGAUGAUGAAAUAUCUGGGAUUGAAACUGGGACCAGUAUUGAAACUCAGCAACAUCAUUGAAAAGCUGAAGGGAAAAAAGAGUUCUCACUAGUCAAGAAUUCCACGUGUGCACCAGGGAAAAGAUCAACGGAAAGAAAUAUUCCCACUAGUCCAGGAUUCCAGGCCACCAGAAGAUGUUCUGAAAAAUGUGUGACAUCAUGAUAUGUAAUUUGUGUAAAACGUGUUUUAAUAAAUGUGUGAUGUCAUAAUGUGUAAUUUGUGUAAUACAUGUACUUUUUCUUGUGGUCGUCAUUUUUUGGUGUAUUAUGAAAUGAGGCAUGUAAAUAGUGUAUGUAAUUUUGUGAUAAAAACUGACAAAGAACAAUUUGUUGUUCAAACUAUCAAUUAGUUAUUAUAAUAGUAUCUGUAUAUAUAAGCUUUUCAUUUUAUGUAUUUAUGCACAUCAUUCAUGUAUCCAUUAUUUGA
Molecule: messenger RNA, 2293 nt
Organism: Saccostrea echinata
Lineage: Eukaryota; Metazoa; Mollusca; Bivalvia; Ostreida; Ostreidae
Product: polycomb protein SCMH1-like
Exons: 11
Coding region: 207-1919 (570 amino acids)
Biological process (GO): regulation of DNA-templated transcription
Cellular component (GO): nucleus
Molecular function (GO): protein binding
Source: RefSeq, a predicted model, not a curated record